AUGCACAGAGCAAACAGGGACACUGAACGCUCUGGCCCACUCGGUCACGCCUCCGGCAGAGGCGCUGGUGAGCCUGCGCGCACGAAGGCCUCAUCUCCGAGUCCAGAGGACACGGAGCGCAUCCUGCAGCUGGCUGGGCGCGUCAAGGCCGUCCUCCAAGCGUCGAUCGCCGACCACGAUGAGGCCAAGGCAGCACUUCAACAUGAGAUUAUCAACUCCUGGCCAUGGAUCCAAGCCUUGGCGGGCAAGGUAAAGCUGAACGCGCCGCUAAUCCUUGGCUCGGCAAUAGAGCAAGUGGGGUCCUAUCAGGGCCGAUACCAGCUCUCAGCCAUCCGAGAGGAUGACCCUUCGCUGGGACGGACCCUUCCCCUGCCCCAUCUCAAAAAGGGUGUGGACUUCAGAAGACAGGCGGCGGAGCAAAAGGAUUGGUGGAAGCAAGCGGUGGAUGUGGAUAUGGAGCCGCCUCAGGCUCCGGCAGGGCAAAAGGGAGAGCAAAAGCGGGAUGCCCGCGUAUCCAACCCCCCAACAGCCGUCCAGCAGCUCCCAGUCGAGAAAGCGGGGCAGAAGCAUUCAAGAGAGGAAGAGACGAAGGGCCGCGACGAGCAGCAAGGCCGAUCCGCACAGAAGCGGCCGCGAUACAGCAAGCCAAAGUCCAAGCCGCUCGUCAGCAGCUCGUCGGAGGACGAAGAUGCGCUCGCAAGGACGCGGUUCCUCCACGACAAGAGCGCAGGGAAACAGCCACAAGCGCCUGCCGAAACGCCGAAGCAGUACGAGGAUGUGUCUGAUGAAGAGGAAGAGGAAGAGGCAGAGGAAGAUGCAUUGGCGGGCAAGGGCGAGGCAGAGGAAGAUGCAUUGGCGGGCAAGGGCGCCGUGCAGCGCAUGCCAAUACCCUGCGACCGCUGUCUCCGCGAUGAGAAGCUCUGCACGUAUUCGACGGCGAAGCCCUCUGGCCGCUGCGAACGAUGCCGCGGUGGAAACGCGUGCUCACUGACCCCCCGCAGUGCGAGCACGAACCAGCCUUUCAAGAACAAGCAAGCUGGGGCCAAAGCGCAGGCUUGGCGGGCGUGGGCGCUGGCAAGGCAGAAGGUCAACCUUCCCGUCCCGGAUCUGGCAGUUUGGGACGACACGCGAGAGUGCUGGAUGGAAGACCUCAUCACCUGGGACAAUCGGUCGCCCUGGGUGCACGAGGAGCUCCAGGACUACCAGAAGUCUCGCCUGUUAGCUCAGGCAAGCGGCAAGGUCCACCUCAUCGCCCGGCGUGGCAAGAAUGCGCACGACGCUCCCAAGAUGCAGGCGGCGCGGAAGAAGCCCUCCGGCGGCGGUAAGUCUGCCGAGGCAAAGAAGCCUGCCGAGGCGAAGAAACCUGCAGAGGCGAAGAAGCCUGCAGAGGCGAAGAAGCCUGCAGAGGCGAAGAAGCCUGCAGAGGCAGAGCAGCCUGCAGAGGCAGAGCAGCCUGCAGUGGCGGAGAGGCGGCCGAAGGAGGCGAAGAGGCCUGCAGAGGCGGAGAGGCCUGCAGAGGCGGAGAAGCCCGCAGAGGCGGAGAGGCGGCCGAAGGAGGCGAAGAGGCCUGCAGAGGCGGAGAAGCCCGCAGAGGCGGAGAGGCGGCCGAAGGAGGCGAAGAGGCCUGCAGAGGCGGAGAGGCGGCCGAAAGAGACGCAGAAGCCCGCCAAAGAGGCGGCUGCUGAGGCCGCACAAGGGCCCCAGAAACCGUUGGUGCCUGAGCAAGAGGCUCAAGAGCAGCCUGACGUCGAGAUGCAGGACGCAACAGGAACUCAAGCAGCCAACAAGCCCGCUGGUGCGGCAGAUGGCAAAAAGCGGCGGCACCUCACCAUCCCCACCAUGACACCGUCUCCAGAGCAAGAAAUCCCACGGCGCAGAAACAAGCAGCAGCCGUUUGCCUUUACGUUCACGGGGCCUUCCACUGGGCCUUCCACUGGGGCAUCCGCGCACACUGCCUUCGCCCACCCGUCGCUUCCACACGCCGCACCUCCACUGCCGCCGCCGGCGUCCUCGCGCGAUAGGGCCUUGCAGCUGCAGAUCGAAGCCGCUCAGCUGCAUGCGCCGUGCGCUGGACAGUUUGCUGGAAUCUUCCAAGCGCUCCUGACCAAGAUCGACACACAGGCGGACCGUCAGGACGAGCUCGAGAGGCUCUUGCGGCAAGUAGCCGGAGGAAAGACGCUUACACAGUCGUCUGGGGAUCUGGAGGACCGGCUAGCCGCUGCCGAGGAGAAGCUGAAAGCUAAGGACGCUCGCCUGCAAGAUUUGGAGGACGAGCUCAAGCGGCUGCGCGACGAGCUCAAUGGCGUACGGGAGGACUCAUACGCCCGCGAAGAACUGGAGGCGCGAUGGCAGAUGCAAGUCCAGUCUGUCAACCAAGGCCUCGAGGCCGUGGUGUCCCGUUACGAGGUCAUGGAAAAGAGACGGGCGGCCCCAUCUCCACCGCCUGUUCCCAAGCACGAGCAGAAGCGGGAGGACACGGUCAUCAACCUCGUCACUCCGAGCCCGCCUCCCCGAACUCCCCCUGUCCCGACCCCGCCUCCCCGAACUCCCCCUGUCCCGACCCCGCCUCCCCGAACUCCCCCUGUCCCGACCCCGCCUCCCCGGACUCCCCCUGUCCCGACCCCUCCUCCCCGGACUCCGACCCCGCCUCCGCCUCCCCGGACCCCGCCUCCCCGGACCCCGCCUCCCCGGACCCCGCCUCCCCGGACUCCCCCGCAGGCCUGGAACCCGAACCCGUACCCUGCGCUGACAUCCCCUGCUCCCGAUGGUCGGGGCAUCUUCUCGUCAUCGCCGUUCUCUGAAGGACCUUCCUUCCUAACGAUGCGGCAGUCGGACACCGACAGGUCCAACCAUGACCUGGGCACUGGCGAAGAGGCGGUUGGGCAGGCACUUGAAGUCGAGGACGGCUCAGCUCGCCACCAGUCACCGCGCCGUGGGCUUCCCCGCAAAGCGAAGGCGCGGGCGGAGACCCAUGUGAUGGAGGAAGGCGAGUUGUCGAAAUAG
This is a messenger RNA of Rhodofomes roseus, 3003 nucleotides long. RefSeq lists its product as uncharacterized. NCBI's taxonomy places the organism in Eukaryota, Fungi, Basidiomycota, Agaricomycetes, Polyporales, Fomitopsidaceae. The record is from RefSeq and is a predicted model, not a curated record. Bases 1 to 3003 code for a protein of 1000 amino acids. The transcript is spliced from 6 exons.